ACAGCGAGCAGAGUGCUGCUGGAGUCGGCCUUUGGUUGGCAGUGGUACCUGGGCGACCGAGUGACACGCCAAUCACUUGGCCAUGCAGGGUUCUAGGUGCCCGGACCGCUUCCACCACGGGCCUCACACACAGGGGAGUACACGGUGGCCGAGUUAGAGAUCUUCACGCGGCCUGACACCGACUUGACACGCUACCUGCGUCUCGGCAUGGACUAUGCAGUUUACCAGAGAGAGCGCUUGGCGGGGCCGCUGAGAGUGCGGGAGUUCAGGGAGGUCCGGAGUCAGGCCCGCGGAGCUGCUGAGGAGAGAAGAGCCAUCACUGUGAGGCAGAGCAGUGGUGAGAGUCGCGUGAGACGGGAUCCGAGCGGACCUGUGAGAGGUGGGCCACCAGAGUUGACGUGGCAGAUAGCAGUGGUGGACUCUCAGGGCAAUCCAGCUGAGCUACACCUAGUCCCUGCCAGAGUUGAGUCAGCGCCCGUCACCGUGCCGGUGCCCAAUGAAUGGGUGAACGAGGCUGUUCGGCGUAUGCUCGCACUGGAGAACGUGAUAAGAGAUGCCCUCACUUUGGAGGAGGGGAUGCCACAUUGUAUAGAUAUUUGCCCUAGGAAAGAAGAACAUUUCACGUAUACUGUCUAUAAAGCGGCCAAUGCUUUGCUGAUGAAAGGCGUUCCUCCCACAGUUUUGAGAAUCCCACGAGAAGCAGAAUGGCAAAUAACCUUCCGGCCUUGA
Messenger RNA from Rhododendron vialii, 729 nucleotides. RefSeq lists its product as uncharacterized. Bases 208 to 729 code for a protein of 173 amino acids. NCBI's taxonomy places the organism in Eukaryota, Viridiplantae, Streptophyta, Magnoliopsida, Ericales, Ericaceae. The transcript has 3 exons. The record is from RefSeq and is a predicted model, not a curated record.